UAAUCAUUUUUGUUUAAUUUAAUUGAAAAUCAUAAAAAUUUGAUAUAAACUAAUUAUGCAUUUUAUUCAAGAAAUGAUUAAAUCGUUCAAAAACAUUAAUCUGUAAAGGUUAUGUUUACUGUUUAGAGUGAAAAUUGACAAUUGAGGUUAGGUGCACGUGCUUUAAUUUUUACUGUAAUUAUUAAAAGAAGAAUGUGUUCAAUUGGUGAUGAGGGUAUAGAAGAUGAAGGCCCUGCAAAGUUUAUGGAAAAAAAGCUUUCACUACAAGAUAAAACUUGUGUUAAAUGUAAAACAAAUAGAUCUGUUAUAUUAUUGAGAUCCAAGGAUUGUUAUUGCAAAGAAUGCUUCGUAAAUGGAACUCUUCAUAAAUUCAAAGCAUUUCUGGGGAAGUUACGAUUAUCUAGGAGAGAUGAAAAAGUUUUAGUGUCUUAUAAAACAGGUCAUGUAACUUGUACUUUGUUGCAGUUUUUAAGAAAUGGGCUGGAUACUAUGGCCGAACAGAAAAGAUUAAAAUUUCAACCCAUUUUUAUUUAUGUAGAAAAAAAUUACCAUUUAUCACUUGAAGAACGUAAAAAUGUUUUAAAAACAAUUUCUGAACAUGUUAAUCAUUUUAAUUUUAAAUUAUACAUGGUUUCUUUUGGCGACUACAUUAAAACAGGACAAUUAACCCUCUUUGAAAGUUGGAAUACGAUAAAAUUAAGUGAAGAUAAUAACGACAUUUACGAAAUUUUAAAAGAAAAAACAAAAUUGACUUAUCAAAAAGAAAUUUUUCAUAUUUUUGAACGUGACUUAUUAAUAAAAUCAGCAAAAUCUUUAGGUUGUUCUUUCAUAUUUACAACAGAUCUCACCGCAGAUAUAGCAGUAAAUCUUUUAACUAACGUCUCGUUGGGUAGAGGAAACCAAUUGCCAUUGGAUAUUGGUGUUAUUGAUGACCGCGACGAAAUAAAAAUAAUCAAGCCAAUGAGGCAUUUAAACAUGAAAGAAUGCGUAUUUUACAAUUAUUUUAACAAUGUUGAGCCAGUAAUUACUCGAGUAAUUGAUGAAAAACCUUAUUCCAGCGUACAAAAUUUAUUAACAAACUUUAUUGAUAAGCUUCAAGUUGAUUAUCCAGCUACGGUUACAACCGUUUUAAGAACUGGCGAUAAAUUAAGCAUGGAUCUAGCGAAUCAAUCAAUAUGCGAAUUUUGUAAGGCACCAAUUUUUAUGAAUAAAGACAAAUUCAUAUCGGCCGAAGCGACGAAUUUUUCGCGACAUUUAUCAACAAUGCAGUUAAACAUGGAUGUAACACCAACAGAGAGAUAUGAAAAAGCUGUUUCAAGUUAUUCUUCUAGUGACGAUAAAAAAGAUCUUUGUUAUUCUUGUAAAAUUAUUUCGGAAUUUAUAAUAAAAUAAAAAAAUUACACAUA
This is a messenger RNA of Onthophagus taurus, 1406 nucleotides long. RefSeq names its product Cytosolic thiouridylase subunit 2 (gene Ctu2). Gene Ontology annotation, cellular component: cytosol. Gene Ontology annotation, biological process: tRNA wobble position uridine thiolation. The record is from RefSeq and is a predicted model, not a curated record. Gene Ontology annotation, molecular function: tRNA binding; sulfurtransferase activity. Lineage: Eukaryota; Metazoa; Arthropoda; Insecta; Coleoptera; Scarabaeidae.